Messenger RNA from Daldinia vernicosa, 1227 nucleotides. RefSeq lists its product as uncharacterized. The coding region runs from base 220 to 1227 and encodes 335 amino acids. NCBI's taxonomy places the organism in Eukaryota, Fungi, Ascomycota, Sordariomycetes, Xylariales, Hypoxylaceae. The transcript is spliced from 2 exons. The record is from RefSeq and is a predicted model, not a curated record.
CCUCCGUACGUCAACAUGUAAGUGACAUAGGUGGUGAUGAUAAUACGAACUAGACGCCAUGGAUGAAGGGACGUAUAAAACCCGUGUAAGUGGAAAUGCCCGACAUGACACAGCCCAUGGAGAGGACCUGGCAAAAUGGAAUAUAAAAUAGCUCCUUGGGAUGUGAUAUAUUUCUCAUCUUAGCAAUAAGAAACAACCUCAAUAAGCCCUCGAAUAACUAUGUCUGCCCUUUCAGCGCUAUAUGGAGUUGGCUCCGUCAUCUUUUCAAAGGCUUUCGUGAAGCUCCCAGUCCCAAGUGGAAAUCCUAAGCUUUCUAAUCAAACUAUUAUUGUGACCGGCGCUAAUACCGGCCUUGGAUUCGAAGCCUGCAUUCAUCUAUCACGACUUGGUGUCGGGAAACUGAUUAUGGCCGUAAGAACUAUAGCCAAAGGCGAUGAUGCAAGGGAGAGAAUACUCAAUUCUAUGGGCCGACCCGAGUCCUCUAUCGAAGUAUGGCCCAUAGACAUGGAUAGCUACGAUUCGAUCAAGUCUUUUGCGAACCGUGCCUCUCAACUUCCUCGCCUUGACGGCGUGUUAGCUAACGCCGGUGUUAUGACUGCCAAAUUCAGCUUGAGCGAACACAACGAAAAGACUCUCAAUGUCAACGUCAUCAGCACCUUUUUGCUAUACUUGCUCCUCCUGCCAAAAAUGCGCGAAUCUGGGCAGAGUACAGGGCACGUCUGCCGUUAUACGAUCCCUAACAGUGCGCUGCACUACAGUGCUCCGCUCGCUGAGCUGGACCCUGACGGUCCUAGGAUUAUCGACCGGCUGAAUGACCCCCAGAAAGCCAAUAUGGCUGGCCGGUAUGCUCUAACCAAGGUACUCGUUCUCUACGCCGUGCGCGAGUUUGCCGAAAGGACCAGUUCUUCCGGAAAGGGAGCGUGCAUCAUUAAUACGCCGAAUCCAAGCUUCUGCAAGUCUAACCUAGCAAAAGAAUCUCAAGGAAGCCUUGGCUUUAAGAUAUUCGAGAAGCUCUUAGCUCGAUCUACCGAAGAAGGUAGCCGUGUUCUGGUCCAUGGCUUGCUGGCUGGCCAAGAAACCAAUGGUCAGUAUCUGCAAAACUGUCAUAUCGAAGUCCCCGCGUGCCACGUCACUGGGGAAUGGGGUCAAAAGGUUCAAAAGAAGUUUUUCAGUGAACUUGUGGAUAAACUAGAAGAGAUCCAACCUGGUAUUUCGUCAAAUAUUUAA